UGCAUGACGUCACAUCCUUUUCCUUUUGUCCGCCACUGCAGCGCACAACACCGCACACUAAUAAAAUAUAAAAUAAGACGAAAUGGGGAAGAAACACAAGAAGCAUAAACCGGAAUGGAGAACUGUUGAUGAUUAUGAGGACAAGGCUCUUGAAAAACCCCUGAAGCUUGUGCUGAAGGUUGGAGGAAGUGAGGUAACAGAACUCUCUGGUUCUGGACAUGACUCAAGCUAUUAUGAUGACAGAUCAGACCAUGAGCGAGAACGGCACAAAGAGAAAAAGAAGAAAAAAAAGAAAAAGUCUGAAAAAGACAAAGACAAGUAUGUGGACGACGACGAGCGAAGACGUCGGAAGGAGGAAAAGAGGAAGAAGAGAGAGCGAGAGCAGAAUGAAUCGGAGGUAACAGGUGCUGCAGGUGCUGGUGUGCCAGUUGAACCUUUUACUUUGUCAAAAACCUUACGUAUUGGAGUAGAGCCAGAAGAGAAGAAGAAAAAGAAAGAGAGAUUUGACAUUGAGUCUGAGGUGGAGGAGUUUCACCCUCCCGUAAAGGUGGAAGUAGAGCAGCAAGGGGACAGGCCGGUCCGAGCCUGCCGGACACAACAAGAGAAUGAAUCCACUCCUCGUCAACAACUGCUAGAGCACUUCUUGCGCCAAUUGCAAAGAAAAGACCCCCAUGGAUUCUUCUCAUUUCCGGUAACAGAUGCAAUCGCUCCUGGCUACUCGACGAUCAUCAAGCAUCCCAUGGACUUCAGCACUAUGAAAGACAAAAUUAUAAACAAUGAGUACAACACAGUUACAGAGUUUAAGGCGGAUUUUAAGCUGAUGUGUGAUAAUGCAAUGGUGUACAACAGGCCAGAGACUGUCUAUUACAAAGCCGCCAAGAAACUACUCCAUACAGGAUUCAAAAUGAUGAGUAAGGAUCGGCUGUUGGCACUGAAGCGAAGCAUGUCUUUCAUGCAGGACAUGGAUUUUACCCAACAGGCAGCCAUUUUGGGAGAUGAAGAUCUUACAGCUGAUUUACCUCCUCCAGAGAUAAUCCCUGUUCCUGUGGAAUCAACUAAGAGGUCCAGGAGACAACCAGCCAAAGACAUGAAUUACCUGUUUGAACCAGAGGGAAAUGCUUGUAGUUUGACUGACAGCACAGCAGAGGAGCAUGUUCUGGCACUGGUGGAACAUUCUGCAGAUGAAGCUCGGGAUCGUAUCAACCGAUACAUGCCCACCUCUAAGAUGGGCUACUUGCGUAAAGACACAGAUGGUUCUGUUCUCUAUACUGUUGUAAAUCAACUGGAUCCAGAUGCAGAAGAAGAGGAGACCCAUAAGGUGGACCUGAGUUCUCUAUCAAAUAAGCUUCUGCCUGGACUAACGACUUUGGGCUUCAAAGAUGACAGGAGACAUAAAGUUACAUUUUUGAGUAGUGCCUACAACAUUCAGAGCCUUCAGAAGAACUCGAUCUUUCCGGAUCUACUACCCGAUGAGGUGGACAUGCUUUAUUCAGCCUAUGGGGAUGACACUGGAGUGCAAUGUGCUCUUAGCAUACAGGAAUUUGUCAAGGGCUGUGGAACUGUCACCAAGCGCUGGGUCGAUGGGCUUCUGGACAAAAUGACUGCAGGCGAUCACACAUCAUCUGUCAAUCAAAUCCGGCAGAAAAGAAACAUGAUGUUGAAACCUGAUGAAAUCAAGAACAACAUUUGUGACAUACAGAUGGCAGAUUGUACUGGCUUGAUGGAGAGCGGAUCGGUGCUGGACUUCAUGUCAAUGAAGAACUAUCCUGAUAUGUCUCUGGACAUAUCCAUGUUGAACUCUUUAGGUAAAACUGUGAAGAAGGAGCCGGGCAAUGAAGAGGGCCAACAACACUUUGACGAUGCAGACAAACUCCUGCAAGAGUUCCAAGAGGCUCAGGUGGAUAGAGUUGGGUCAAGACCCUCUUCCAACCUUUCCUCCCUCUCCAAUGCCUCAGAAAGGGACCAGCACCACCUAGGCAGCCCAGCACACCUUGGUGUUGGCGAUCAGCCCGAAAUGGUUCAUGACCCCUAUGAGUUCAUGCAGUCUCCAGAGCCAGAGACGACCAGCAGCAGCUGACCACAUACAUCACUUUUUUCAUCUUGGUGCCAACAGAACCACCUACUCUGUGUUCGACGUUAAAACCUGUGGGCAAAAGCAGGAACCUCUAACCAGUUCUGAAUGCUUUAAAUAUGAUUGUACAGUGUGUAGUUUAAUUUUAUGGGUUUGUAAGAGUGCAGCAAUUGAAAAAUAAAAUGCUUGCACCUGUGUUUUUAA
Messenger RNA from Thalassophryne amazonica, 2275 nucleotides. It is a transcript of the gene brd9, whose product is annotated as bromodomain containing 9. NCBI's taxonomy places the organism in Eukaryota, Metazoa, Chordata, Actinopteri, Batrachoidiformes, Batrachoididae. The transcript is spliced from 17 exons. Gene Ontology annotation, biological process: regulation of transcription by RNA polymerase II. The record is from RefSeq and is a predicted model, not a curated record. The coding region runs from base 83 to 2077 and encodes 664 amino acids. Gene Ontology annotation, cellular component: nucleus.